This is a messenger RNA of Lipotes vexillifer (Yangtze River dolphin), 3600 nucleotides long. Its product is annotated as KIAA1755 ortholog. The record is from RefSeq and is a predicted model, not a curated record. Bases 1 to 3600 code for a protein of 1199 amino acids. The transcript is spliced from 14 exons. Lineage: Eukaryota; Metazoa; Chordata; Mammalia; Artiodactyla; Lipotidae.
AUGUGGCUGAAGCGGGACCCCCCAUCCUUGGAUGCAGCCAUCCAGCAUGCCCUGGCGGGCCUCUAUCCCCCUUUUGAGGCCACAGCACCCACCAUCCUGGGUCAGGUGUUCCGUCUCCUGGAUUCUGACUUCCGGGGCGAUGGACUGAACUUCCUCCUGGAUUUCCUGAUCCCUGCCAAGCGCCUGUGUGAACAAGUGCGCGAAGCAGCCUGUACCCCCUACUCACACCACCUCUUCCUGCAUGAAGGCUGGCCACUGUGCCUGCGGGAUGAGGUUGUGGUCCACCUGGCAUCCCUCAAUCCCCUCUUAUUGCGCCAAGGUGACUUCUACCUCCAAGUUGAGCUCCGGGAGGAGCAGUCCGUCUGCAUCAUGAUCAAGUGCCUCUCUGUGGACCUCCACACAGUGGACACGAAGCCUGUUCCUGAGUCAUCCUACCCUAUACUUUUCACCCAAGCCUGGCUGGAGGCCAUCAACAGGGACUUUGAGGGCAGUCCCCUACACAACUGCCUGGUAGCUUCAGAAGACGGGAUUGCCCCUGUGCCCUGGACCAAAAUAACCAGCCCAGAGUUUGUGGAUGACAGACCCCAAGCAGUAAAUGUCCUCUCCCCAGCCUGGAGAUCCCUUCAAUUAGAGGCACUGGAUUUGAACAGCCCCCAAGAGCUGCACCAGGCCGGGUCCCCAGGCAGUCAGGUGCUGCUUGCCCAGAGUUUGGCCAAGGGCAAGGGCAGGACACCUGGGGACAAGUAUCCAGGACUCAUCAAAGUGGAGCAAGCUGGGCCUGGGGAGGUGGGCUUCAGGAUGGACAAAGUGGCCAGCCAGGACUUGGAGGGAGAUUAUGUGGCUCUCCUGGACUUUUCCCAAGAGAACCGAGGAGGGUGUCCCAGUAAGGAGGUGGAGACAUCCAGUGGGUUUCCUUUUGGGGCACAGGAGGAGCUAUCUGGAACUAAGGAAAUCCCUUUCUCUCAAAGGAUACUGCCUCUCUCAGGGGCCAAUGGGGGGCCUUCUUUGGAAAAAUGGACCUGUGAGAAGCCAGCAAGUUCGGGGAAGAAACCCUGUGUUUGCGACUUGAGGAGAAAGGUUAAUCAUAAAGUUCCCACCCAAGACUCAGAAAACCAGCCCCAAGAGCCCUACCUCAGCAUCCUUGUAAACCCACUGCAUUGUACCUCUGGCUUCGGGCCAGGUGUCUCAGAAGAGCCAGCUCCCUCCAAGACACAGGGACCUCUGGGAGACUCAGAGAAUAUAGUCCAGUUCAAUCCAGGACCAAAACAAGCAUCCUCUGCCCAGUUGCGCCCAGCUUCCCCUCCUGCUUCUCCAGCCCCUGCAACCAAGAUGGAAGAGAGGACCCAACAGGAAAAUGGGAGACUUCCCAAGCCUGUGACCAGGCCCUGUCAAAACACUUCCCCCACUCCUGGGCUCAAAUUCUCUUUCUUAAAGUGGCAGAGGCAAGGCCCUGUGACUCAGGAGAAAGCCCUGUUCCAGCAUGACGGGCCCUGGAAAGUCUUGUGUUCACUCUACUCUCCCAAACCCAACCGAGACAAGUGCUUGGGGAAAGCUGGAACAACUCAGACCAAAACAUCUGGCCCAGACGCUGACUCAGACCCACUGACCGAGGAAAAGGCUGGCUUCCCAGAAGCUUCUGAAGGUCCUCCAGAAAAAGGCCCCACUCUGAAUGAGGAGCCCCCAGGGCCUGAGCCCAGGUUUGGGGCUCUGAGCAUGGAGAUCUUCCAUUCCAGGAUAGCAUGCCUGCCAGGAGGUCGAGACAGGGCAGGGCGGCCCCUGCUUCUGGUGUCAACCACCAAAGGGCCCUGGGAGGCACCAUGGUGCACGGCCUCAGAGGUCACCAAGCUGUUCUCCUACCUGUGCACCAUCCCCAGGCCUGAAGAUAAAACCAAGGGACUGGCGGUCGUGAUUGAUGCCAGGAAACAGCCCCCACAUCCUGGUCUGGUCAGUGCCUUGCAGGCCACCCAGGCUCUGGUCCCAGCCUCCAUCCGUGCUGUGCUCUUCCUGGGGGAGCAGGAGGCCGCUCUCCAGCUGGAGGCAUCUGACAUCCAGGUAGAGGUGCUGACCUCACUGAAGGCUCUCAGCCACCACGUGGACCCCAGCCAGCUGCCCAUGGCCCUGGAAGGCCCCUUCCCCUACUGCCAUGGUGAAUGGGUGCAAUUCUUCCAGAAGCUGGACCCUUUCCUUGCUGACCUCCGCCAGGCCUCCUCGCUGCUAAAGGCUUCCAUCAAGGAGUUUGAGAAGGGUGACCCCCCUGGAGGGGUGCAGGAGGCCUCCAGGUGUCUGAGCAAGUCCAAGGAGCUGAUGGAGGCUGUACUGAGGGACCCAGGCCUGUUGGGCCUCCAGCGGGAAGGCGGAGCCACCCUGGCCAGGCUGCGACAGGAUGGCAGCAGGCUGAACUUCAACCCGGACGUCAGGAGCCAUCUGGCCGAAGCUGCUGCCCUGUACAGCCUCGUGGAUGAACAGCUGCAUGUCCUCGUCACUGUGUCCAACCACCUCCUGAGGAGGCUGGAGCUCCGCGUCCGUCUGGGCCGCCUGGAAGCUGCCAUCCACCAGGUCAGCAACUGGAUGGAGCAGGAAGGAAGCCAGUGCCUGCAAGUGCUGACCCCCAAGGACGGAAGCUUGGAGACAGUGGAGAAAGCCCACUCAGAGUUUGAGGACUUCUUCCUUCAGGCUGUGGCCCAGUACCGCCGUGGCCUGGAGCUGUGCAAGCAGGCGGCCCAGCUGGGAGCUGCAGCCAGGGCCAGGGAGGCGGGAGGAACAGAGCUCCGGGAGCUGGCAGGCUUCACCUUCACCCAGCGGGCCUUCCAGGCUAAGCUGACCCACUUCUACAUGGCAGCCGAGCGGCAACGCACAGACCUGGAGACGCUGCUCCACCUCCACCACUUCUGCAAGAAGAUGACCUGGUUCCACAUGGACUGCCAGGACCUGAUGGCCCAGCUCAGGCUGGGAAAGGCCCAAAGGGCCAGCCCUGGGGACCAGCGCCGCCUCCACCGCUACCUGCAGCGCCUGGCGUCCGAGUUCCCUGCUGAGAAGCUCACGGCCAUGCGGCUGCAGGUGGCCUCUCUGAGCUGGGAGGGCCUGGGCCAGGACCUGUGGGAGGAGGCCCGGGAGAGGCACGAGGAGAUCCAGACCCUCCUGAAGAAGGCACUGGCCCACUGUCCAUGCCCGGCAGGUCCCCCUUCCCACCCAGCGGGCCGGGAACUCAGAGGGGCGGCCGCCAAGGGCCAGGCCCUGAAUGGAGAAGUCACUUACAAGGGAAGAUGGGACCUGCCCCUCCAGGACUCACUGGGUCUGGAUCGUUUGCCAAAAUCCUGUUGGCCUCCUUGGGCCCCCAGACGUGUACAGAACAGAAAUUUCCAAGCAGCCCCUCCACCCCAGGAAGCUGGCCAGGCUUUUGAAGCUGAUGACGGCAGAAGCCCGCGUGGGCCCCUGGAUCCUGCCCCUGAACAUUUUCUCACCACCUUCCUCUCCUGGCAGCGGCUCCCCAUGCAGAGUCAGAUCCCCCGGCCCACUGGGGGCAGCUUCUCCUCGGAGGGGACAGACUCACAGACGUCUCUGGAGGACUCACCCCACACAAGUCCCCCUGCAUCCCUCUAG